GUGUGGUAGGAGAGACAGGACAACGAUGCAAGUCUGACAAAUUUUAUGCCGGGGAGCGCACUCUCAAACUGUUUUCAACGUCACACUUUUUUUUUUCCUCUCUGUUGCGUGGCGAACUUUUUUAUUAUUUUAUUUUCUCCUAUCCGCUUGCUUUCGUGUGUGGGGAUGAAGGGGGGAAAGGGGGGUGGUUUUGGAAGCCGAGGUAACAGGCUGUCUGAUGUUGAGCGCUCUGAGCUUCAUCUGGACUGGAAGACGCAGAUUUGGGCAAAGGAGGGAAAUGGCCGGGUUGCAAGGACGAAGUUUCUAUAAAAGAAGUACA
Messenger RNA from Umbelopsis ramanniana AG, 319 nucleotides. RefSeq lists its product as uncharacterized. The transcript is spliced from 2 exons. NCBI's taxonomy places the organism in Eukaryota, Fungi, Mucoromycota, Umbelopsidomycetes, Umbelopsidales, Umbelopsidaceae. The coding region runs from base 46 to 309 and encodes 87 amino acids. The record is from RefSeq and is a predicted model, not a curated record.